AUGGAAAAACCACAUCCAGCAAUAUUCUUUGGUGAUUAUGAGGGUGAUAUAUCUGAAUUUAUAUCAGAAUGGAAUAGGAGAAAUCGUAAACUACAGUUACCCGAUAUUGUUGAACAAGCUGCUGAAGGUAUUAUGGAAGAAGGUAGAUUAGUGAAUCAAGACUUCGAAGCUGAGUUAAUUAUCGAUCAACUACAACGAGUAAAAGACAAAUCGAAGAAAGAAAUUUUUGAAUGCGCUGUACGUCUAUACACAGCUGAUUCAUUUUUGUACAAAUUGGUGGAUUCGAGUAUGAGAAGUCAUGACAUGAGUAAAGUUGAUACAUUAGGUGCUUACUGUUAUCUAUUACAAAUGCAUUUGUUUUGCUCAAGAGACGACAAUCAGGUAAAUCUGACUGUCUAUCGAUGUGCAAAUUUAACGGAUGAACUGAUUGAGGAAUAUAAACAGUUAGUUGGUACACAUAUUACCUGGUUCACUUUCACAUCGACAACAAAAAAUCGUCGAAUGAUUGAACAGCGUGGAAAUACACUGUUUAUUAUUCAAAUCAAAGGUAGAUCUUGUCCAACUAAUACUAGAAGUGACAUAACAUCUCUAUCGUAUUAUCCUCAUGAACAGGAAGUACUUUUACAGCCUGGCUAUCGAAUGAAAAUUGCGAAAGUGAAACAAUACGAUGAUCCAAUAAGUAAUGAAAAAUAUUUUAAAAUUUAUAUUAAAUAUUAG
This is a messenger RNA of Didymodactylos carnosus, 717 nucleotides long. The record is from the annotation of a GenBank genome assembly. NCBI's taxonomy places the organism in Eukaryota, Metazoa, Rotifera, Eurotatoria, Philodinida, Philodinidae.